AUGAAGGAGAUCGCGUCGAGGAACUCAAAGCGUAAGGCUGAAGCGACGCCGUUCGCCGUGAAGAAGCUUCAAUCAAUACAACAUUCAAGCCGGAAGCGAGCUCUGAUCUCUCCACUAUCCGCUGCUUCAGUCGAUUCCUGCUCUAAUCUGCUUUCCGCAGUCGACGACGACGUUUCAUGCGGUUCUAGCAGAGUCGAGAAGAGCUCGAAGAUUCGAAGUGAAGAGGAAGUAGUGUCUGCACGUGGCAAAGACGUGAUCGCUGAUUCUAAAUUUCGGAGGAUCACGAGAUCAUACUCUAAGCUAACCAAGGAGAAGGAAGGAGAUAAAAUCGAAGUAAGCGAAACGUCCUUCACACGAUCCGACGUGAGUCACGUGACCUUUGCCGAGAAUAAAGAGAGCGACGUCGUUUCAUUAAUAUCGGGAGUGGACUCUUGCUCCAAGUUCGGGAGCGUAACUGGAGGAGGAGACGAUAACGAACAAACUGAAAUCUCCAAACCGAAGCUGGAGAUUGAGACAAUCGGAUGCGUCUCUGAUCUCGCUUGCACGGAGACGUUCAGAGACGAAGAGGUUUCGGAUUCUCACGAGGAUGAGUCAUCGGAGAUAUUUUCGCAGUACUCCGACGACGUCGUUUCAUCGGAUUACACUCCGUCGAUAUUUUUCGAUUCCGGAAGUGAAUUCUCUGAGAAAUCUUGCUCUGAUUCUCCCGUUUCGCAUACUCGCUCUCUCUACCUCCAGCUCGUGGCACAGUUCUGUAGAUCCACGAUCCCGAACGAUUUCGAAUCUUCUCACCAGGAUCAAAGCCGUGAGGCUCAAUCUGAACUUAUGAGGUUUGAGGAUGAAGAGGUGGAAGAGAGCUAUCAAAGGCUGAGGGAAAGAGAGAAAAGUCAUGCGUAUCUGCGUGACUGUGCUAAGGCUUACUCCUCCAGGAUGGAUCAUACUGAUUUCAUCCCUCGUCUGCGCUUGAUCAUGGUUCAAUGGAUUGUGGAGCAAUGUUCUGAAAUGGAGCUUCAGCCGGAGACGAUGUUUCUAGGAGUUAGUCUGUUGGAUCGUUUCCUGAGCAAAGGAUCCUUCAACAGCGAGAGGACUCUAGUACUAGUCGGGAUUGCGAGUCUUACUCUGGCCACCAGAAUUGAAGAAAACCAACUUUACAAUAGCAUUCGGAAAAGGUACUUCUACAUUCAGAACCUGAAGUAUAGCCGGCAUGAAGUGGUGGCAAUGGAGUGGCUUGUUCAGGAAGUUCUCAACUUCAAAUGCUUCUCACCCACAAUCUUUAACUUCUUAUGGUUUUACCUAAAAGUUGCACGAGCCAAUCCAGAAGUUGAAAAGAAAGCCAGAUCCUUGGCCGUUAGCUCACUAUCAGAUCACACUCAACUCUGUUUUUGGCCCUCAACUGUUGCAGCCGGGCUCGUGAUUCUCGCCUGCAUUGAACACAACAAGAUCUCAGCCUACCAACGAGUCAUAAAGGUUCAUGUUAGAACAAAAGAUAACGACCUGCCUGAAUGCGUCAAGAGCCUGGAAUGGUUGCUUGACCAGUAAGCAAUCCACAAGAAGAAAUACCUCAAAACCAGAACACAGUAUACAUCAAGUAACUCACAGGUUAUUAUUACCAUUUAAGAAAUAUAACUAUAUAAGGUAUAUAAACAGAUAUAUGUAGUACUUAAUCUCUGAACUUAAUUAGCUCUUGUCUUGGUAUUUACUAAUACCAAUCAUUAAGCCACCAUUUGUGUCGCCACACCCAUUCAUUGCUUAUUUUCCUCUAUAG
This is a messenger RNA of Eruca vesicaria subsp. sativa (arugula), 1762 nucleotides long. The record is from the annotation of a GenBank genome assembly. NCBI's taxonomy places the organism in Eukaryota, Viridiplantae, Streptophyta, Magnoliopsida, Brassicales, Brassicaceae.